Molecule: messenger RNA, 3424 nt
Organism: Myxocyprinus asiaticus (Chinese sucker)
Lineage: Eukaryota; Metazoa; Chordata; Actinopteri; Cypriniformes; Catostomidae
Product: sodium- and chloride-dependent GABA transporter 2-like
Exons: 17
Coding region: 91-2262 (723 amino acids)
Biological process (GO): sodium ion transmembrane transport
Cellular component (GO): membrane
Source: RefSeq, a predicted model, not a curated record
GCGCUGACGGGCUGAGCAUGCACAAAAGGGAGCUGUCCUGAAACUUUGAUACUCACAGAGAUUGACAAGAAAAGAAAUGGAGAAAAAAAAAUGACCAUUGAGGAGAGCGGAGACAGAAGCAAUGCCAAUGAAGCUGCAGUGGAGCCAGACGACCAAAAACAGAGUGCAGACAGCAGUCCUGAUGCUAGAGAGAAAUGGGCCAAUAAGACUGAGUUUUUGCUGUCCAUGGCUGGAGAAAUUAUAGGCUUGGGAAACGUGUGGCGCUUCCCUUACCUGUGCUACAAAAAUGGAGGAGGUGUGUUCUUCAUCCCAUAUUUCAUAUUCCUCUUCUUCUGUGGAAUUCCAAUCUUCUUCCUGGAGACAGCAUUAGGUCAGUACACCAGUGAAGGAGGCGUCACUGCUUGGAGGAAAAUCUGCCCCAUGUUUGAAGGGGUGGGUGUGGCCUCCCAAGUUAUAGUGAUCUAUCUGAAUAUAUAUUACAUUGUGGUGCUGGCCUGGGCUCUGUUUUAUCUCUUCAACUCUUUCUGGAGCACUCUACCCUGGACUUCCUGCGACAACUACUGGAACACAGGAGGAACAGCACACUGUCCCGGAGAACUCGCCACUGUCGUCUGCCAUUUGCCGGAAGAAGGAAGAGCCUCUGCCGUACACUGGGAGGUGGAGGGGCCGUUGCCGUCCGCCAGGGGAUGGAGGGGUCACUGCCAUCUGCCAGGAGGCAGAGGAACUGCUGCCGUCCACCAGGAAGCGGAGGAGCCGUUACCGUCCGCCAGGGGACAGAGGACCCGCUGCCAUCCGCCGGGAGGCAGAGGAACUGCUGCCAUCUGCCAAGGGAUGGAAGAGCCGCUGCCAGCCGCCAGGAGGCGGGGGAGCCCGCUCAUUCACAAACCUUACGCUGACUGGUCUUUCCUCUACAAUGAAACGGACAGAUCUGGCGGUAACAACAGCAUGAGUUCUCACAAUGAAUCUGGAUGGUCGCCCUUUAAAGUCAUUUCACCGGAACAAGAGUAUUGGUUUCAUCGUAUGUUGCGGGUAUCGAACAGUGGUGGUCUGGAGAGUGUGAACUCUGAUCUUGCCAUGUGUCUUCUGUUGGCCUGGGUCAUCUGUUAUUUCUGCAUCUUCAAAGGGGUCAAGACCACGGGCAAGGUUGUGUACUUCACAGCUACAUUUCCAUAUUUAAUGCUGCUUAUCCUGUUCAUCAGAGGAGUGAGUCUGCCGGGAGCUGGAACUGGCAUUGCUUAUUACCUGUAUCCUGAUAUCAGAAAACUCUCCAACCCUGACGUGUGGCAUGAUGCAGGCACGCAGGUGUUUUUCUCUUACGCUGUGUGUCAAGGAGUGCUUACAGCGCUGGGCAGUUACAACAAAUACAACAAUGACUGCUACAAAGACUGUAUAGCACUCUGCGUUCUGAACAGCUCCACCAGCAUCUUUGCUGGGUUUGUGGUUUUCUCCAUUCUAGGGUUUAUGUCUCAUCAGCUGGGUUUACCCAUGGAAGAGAUUGUAUCAUCAGGUCCUGGAUUAGCAUUCAUAGUGUAUCCCAGAGCUCUGUCUCUUUUAACUGGACCCCAGAUCUGGUCUUUUCUCUUUUUUCUGAUGGUACUCUUGCUGGGUCUCGACAGCCAGUUUGUGUGUGUGGAGAGUUUAGCCACAGCACUCACAGAUCUGUUUCCUGAAAAGCUAUGGAAGCAUCGAAAGCUUUUGGUUUUGGCCAUCGCUGUUGUCUGCUUCUUACUGGGUCUGCCAUUCAUCACAAAGGGAGGAAUCCAUCUGUUCAAUUUAAUGGACACUUAUGGCCCCAGCGGAACAAACUUGCUCUUUAUCGCUUGCUUUGAGACUGUUGUUAUUGCAUGGGUCUACGGUGCCAGCCGUUUCUAUGACAACAUCGAGGGUAUGAUAGGAUACACACCAUUUCCUGUGCUUAAGUAUUGCUGGCUCUUCAUUACACCCUUCGUCUGUGCAGCCACUCUGUUGUAUAACCUCUUGGGUAGUAAAUCUGCGACAUCCGAUGAUGAAUUUGUGCCAGACUGGAGUUAUGGAGUUGCACCUCUGCUAACACUUAUUCCUAUGAUAUGCAUUCCAAUCUUCCUGCUCAUCUCUUUAAGAAAGGGUCGUGACAUCAUCACCCCUUCGAGUGACCUGAAGCAAAUCCGACCAAACAAUCCACGCCUCACAUUGUUUAAUCAUGUCAUCAUUAAACCACAGAGAUUCCAACAUCAGGAAGAUGGAGAGGAGAAAGUCAUCAAAGACCACACCAGUGGAGUUUGAGAAUGCAAAAUUAGAACAUCACAUUUUAUAUCAGCUUAGAUUAGACUUUUGUUGGGUUGUUUCUAAUGUAAAGGAAAAUGUCAAUCAGGGUGUCAAAUAAACACAAUUAAUUUCUUUGUUGGUUAAAUUGGUUAGAGUAAUCUGACUAUGUUAAACCAGCAUACUGUACAGUGCUCAAAUUUGCUGUCCUUUAUGAUUGUUUUUCAGAUUGCACAAUAUGACCCCAAAUGAGAUCUUUGGAAAAGCUUGCUGCAGACUGUACAAAACCAAGUCUUUUAUGUCAGACAAACCACUAAAACACAUUGUUUAUGCUAGCUGAAAAAUUCUUAAAGGAAUAGUUUACCCAAAAAAUAAUUCUGUCAUAACUUAUUCAUCCUCAUGGCAUUCCAAACGUGUAUGUCUUUCUUUCGUAUCCAGUAUAUGAAAGAAAAAUUCAUAGCGACUCACUUUAAAUCUUAAAAAAAAAAAAAGAAAAUUGAUAUCAAUUGAAUGUUCAUUAGUGCAUGAGAGAAACUCAUUCACUGUGGCAUGCAUUUUCACAAACAACAUAGUGGCAAAAAUUCAGCUUUAUUCAUAAUUAAUUUUUCACAUUCACAUGAGUCAGCAAGCAACCAUUAAAUACUAUUGGGAAAAGAUAUCCAUUAUGAGAAGAUUCUUCAGCUUAAUAUUCAAUAAUUAAAAUGCUAUUAUUAGUGCCUCUGAAUUUAUCAGCUUAAAAAAAAAUAAAAAAAACUUCCUUUCACAAGUAAGGGAUAUUUUCAUUAAUUCCUUUUAAAGUAAAACAUAUUUUUUUAGAAAAGUCUUUGAAAGGAAACUGGCCAUAUUUCAAGCUUUGCAAUUAACAUUGGAUAGACAUUGGAUAGUACAAAACAUUUUUGUUAUUAGCGUAUCAGUUUCAGCAUGUUCAUACUGUAGAUUUCACAGUUCAUGUGAGUUCAUAUAAAUGUCUUGAGCUGUUUACAUUUUCUUAUCUGACUUUCAUGUUGACGUUUUUGUAGAAACAAAUUGUCAAAAAUAUUAAUUCUGUCAUAUUGGUGUAUUUGGUGUCUAUAAACAACAAAUUUUUUUUUUGCUAUGUUAUUAUUUGCUCUCCACUAAUUUAUCCAUUACCAAACAAUAUGUCUGGCCAUUUUCCAAAAAUACCUUUCAGUGUGCUUUGAAC